Molecule: messenger RNA, 1223 nt
Organism: Cokeromyces recurvatus
Lineage: Eukaryota; Fungi; Mucoromycota; Mucoromycetes; Mucorales; Mucoraceae
Product: eukaryotic porin/Tom40
Exons: 5
Coding region: 51-1058 (335 amino acids)
Biological process (GO): protein import into mitochondrial matrix
Cellular component (GO): mitochondrial outer membrane translocase complex; mitochondrial outer membrane
Molecular function (GO): transmembrane protein transporter activity
Source: RefSeq, a predicted model, not a curated record
UUUUUUUUUUUUUUUUUUUUUCUUUGCUUUUUCAUUCCAUACAUUAACCAAUGGCUACAUCAGAUUCUGCAUCAGUUGCACCUAGAGUGUUUUCUCCUCUUUCAGGAACUUUUGGUCUUAAUAAAAACCAAAAACCUUCGGGAUCGCCUUGGAAUCCUCUUCAAUGGCCUGCUUGGUUUUCAUAUCAAAAAGCUUCUCUUAAUUUACCUAGCCCUGGAAAAUUUGAAAGACUUCACGCUGAAGUCACUAAAGAAACAUUCACUACCAAUUAUCUUUUUGAUGGUGCACAGGCCAACAUUGUCAAAGAGCUUUCCGCUAAUUUCCACGUUCAACAUCAAUUCUCUUUAGGUUCACAAGUUAUGCCUCCCAUGUAUAACUUUAUGUCUGGCUAUAUGACAGAAAAAACUAUGUUACAGGGUACCAUGGAUAACGAUACAAACCUUAACGGUGUUAUUAGACACGCUUGGUCCCCUAAUUCUAUUACAAAAGUCAUUGCACAGCUUACUAAUAUGCCUGGGCAUUCUAUGCUUCAAUUUGAGCAAGAACUUAAUGGAACAGAUUAUUCUAUUAACCUCAAGACGAUGAAUCCUAAUCCUUUGGAGAUGACAGGUCUUUAUAUGGCUUCUUACCUUCAAUCAGUUACUCAAAAUUUGGUUCUUGGGUCUGAAGUUGUUUUGCAACGCCCUACACCUGAUAUGGAAGAAACUGCUAUGUCAUUUGUUGGUAAAUAUAGUGGCAAGGAUUAUAUUGCUACUGCACAAUUCCAAGGCUUGGGCGCAAUACAAGCUAGUUAUUAUCAACGUAUUAACGAAAAGGUUGAUUUUGGUGUUGAAUUGAAUUUAAUGGUUCAGGGUGGUCGUAGAGAGGCAGUAGCUACUGUGGGCGGUAAAUUUGAUUUUAGACAAGCUACUUUUAGAGGCCAAAUUGAUACUACAGGUAAAGUGUCUGCUGUUUUAGAGGAAAAGAUGGCACCUGGGUUCUCUUUCCUUAUUAGUGGUGAUUUGGAUCAUAUGAAGGGUCAGAGCAAGUUUGGUAUUGGUAUUAUGUUAUCUGCUUAGAGUUUAUAAUCAUCUCCUUUGUAUUGUGUGUGUGUGUACAUUCGUAUAUAUUAUUAUUUUGUUGACCUUUUUUUUUAUAUUUCUGUAAAGAUUUAUAUGUAUAUAGCAUACAUACAAAAAAUAAAAAUAGUAUUCCUAUAAAAAAUAAACGCAAACAUAGACAGG